Sander lucioperca (pikeperch) is the source of this 4292-nucleotide messenger RNA. RefSeq names its product Fc receptor-like protein 5. Gene Ontology annotation, molecular function: transmembrane signaling receptor activity. The record is from RefSeq and is a predicted model, not a curated record. Bases 145 to 4254 code for a protein of 1369 amino acids. The transcript is spliced from 26 exons. Gene Ontology annotation, biological process: cell surface receptor signaling pathway. Lineage: Eukaryota; Metazoa; Chordata; Actinopteri; Perciformes; Percidae.
CUGUCAAAAAAGAGAACUAAUCAGAUCUCUCUCCUCAUAGUGAGUGGAGAGGAAACCACAACACUGGGCCACAGUCACAUAGGAAAGGGGGGGGGGGUUACUUGAUGACACAUUUCAAUAAUCCUCACUUCACAAAGAGUCAGGAUGGAGGAAACAUCUCUGCUGUGGCUGCUCUUUCUGACUUCACCGCUGAGCUGCACCACAAACACAGCCUCUCUGACUGUGAGUCCCAGCAGCUCUCAGUUCUUCAGCUGGUCGUCUGUCUCUCUGAGCUGUGAGGAGGACGACACCUCUGCUGGAUGGACUCUGAGGAGGAACACGAGUGAAGAAAAAAAAUCUAAGUGCGGAGAUGGCUGGGGAAAUCCUGAUGGUUCAUCCUGUAACAUCAGCUACAUUGUCCCUUUGGACAGUGGAGUUUACUGGUGUGAGUCCAGAGAGGGAGCAACCAGUAACAGCAUCAACAUCACUGUCACGGGUGGACCAGUGAUCCUGCAGAGUCCUGUCCUCCCUGUGACGGAGGGAGAAGACCUAACUCUGCACUGUGAAACAAAGACAUCCUCCAACCUCUCAGCUGGUUUCUAUAAAGAUGGCUCCUUCAUCAGGACUGAGCCUGCAGGUCACAUGACCAUCCACCAUGUUUCCAGGUCUGAUGAAGGCCUCUACAAGUGCAACAUCAGCAGUGUUGGAGAGUCUCCACCCAGCUGGGUCUCUGUCACAGUUCUGACCUCACUGCUGACCAGCACAACAAACCAAGCCUCUCUGACUGUGAGUCCCAGCAGCUCUCAGCUGUUUCAAGGACAGUCUGUCUCUCUGAGCUGUGAGGACGACGACAGCUCUGCUGGAUGGACUCUGAGGAGGAACACAACCAGAGAAACCAGGACUCAGUGUGGACCUGACUGGGGAACAACUGCUGGUUCUUCCUGUAAAAUCAGCUACAUGGACCCAGUGGAGAGUGGAGUUUACUGGUUUGAGUCCAGAGAGGGAGCAACCAGUAACAGCAUCACCAUCACUGUCACUGGUGGACCAGUGAUCCUGCAGAGUCCUGUCCUCCCUGUGACGGAGGGAGAAGACCUCACUCUGCACUGUAAAACAAAGAAGUCCUCCAACCUCCCAGCUGAUUUCUAUAAAGAUGGCUCCUUCAUCAGGACUGAGCCUGCAGGUAACAUGACCAUCCACCAUGUUUCCAGGUCUGAUGAAGGCCUCUACAAGUGCAACAUCAGCAGUGUUGGAGAGUCUCCAUCCAGCUGGGUCUCUGUCACAGUUCUGACCUCACUGCUGAGCAGCACAACAAACCAAGCCUCUCUGACUGUGAGUCCCAGCAGCUCUCAGAUGUUUGAAGGAGAAUCUGUCUCUCUGAGCUGUGAGGAGGACGACAGCUCUGCUGGAUGGACUCUGAGGAGGAACACUACCAGAGAAACCAGGACUCAGUGUGGUGUUGACUGGGGAAGAUCUGCUGGUUCUUCCUGUAACAUCAGUUACAUGGACCCUUUGGAGAGUGGAGUUUACUGGUGUGAGUCCAGAGAGGGAGCAACCAGUAACAGCAUCAACAUCACUGUCACUGGUGGACCAGUGAUCCUGCAGAGUCCUGUCCUCCCUGUGACGGAGGGAGAAGACCUCACUCUGAACUGUAAAACAAAGAGGUUCUCCAACCUCCCAGCUAGUUUCUAUAAAGAUGGCUCCUUCAUCAGGAAUGAGCCUGCAGGUCACAUGACCAUCCACCAUGUUUCCAGGUCUGAUGAAGGCCUCUACAAGUGUUACAUCAGCAGUGUUGGAGAGUCUCCACCCAGCUGGGUCUCUGUCACAGUUCUGACUUCACAGCUGAGCAGCACAACAAACCAAGCCUCUCUGACUGUGAGUCCCAGCAGCUCUCAGAUGUUUGAAGAACAGUCUGUCUCUCUGAGCUGUGAGGAGGACGACAGCUCUGCUGGAUGGACUCUGAGGAGGAACACAACCAGAAAAACCAGGACUCAGUGUGGAGAUGGCUGGGGAAGACCUGCUGGUUCUUCCUGUAAAAUCAGCUACAUGGUCCCAUCCCACAGUGGAGUUUACUGGUGUGAGUCCAGAGAGGGAGCAACCAGUAACAGCAUCAACAUCACUGUCACUGGUGGACCAGUGAUCCUGCAGAGUCCUGUCCUCCCUGUGACGGAGGGAGAAGACCUCACUCUGCACUGUAAAACAAAGAGGUUCUCCAACCUCCCAGCUGGUUUCUAUAGAGAUGGCUCCUUCAUCAGGACUGAGUCUGCAGGUCACAUGACCAUCCCCCAUGUUUCCAGGUCUGAUGAAGGCCUCUACAAGUGUCUCAUCAGCAGUGUUGGAGAGUCUCCACCCAGCUGGGUCUCUGUCACAGUUCUGACUUCACUGCUGAGCAGCACAACAAACCAAGCCUCUCUGACUGUGAGUCCCAGCAGCUCUCAGAUGUUUAAAGAUGAAUCUGUCUCUCUGAGCUGUGAGGAGGACGACAGCUCUGCUGGAUGGACUCUGAGGAGGAACACAACCAGAAAAACCAGGACUCAGUGUGGAGAUGGCUGGGGAACACCUGCUGGUUUUUCCUGUAAAAUCAGCUACAUUGCCCCAGUGGACAGUGGAGUUUACUGGUGUGAUUCCAGAGAGGGAGCAACCAGUAACAGCAUCAACAUCACUGUCACUGGUGGACCAGUGAUCCUGCAGAGUCCUGUCCUCCCUGUGAUGGAGGGAGAAGACCUCACUCUGCACUGUCAAACAAAGAGGAUCUCCAACAUCCCAGCUGGUUUCUAUAAAGAUGGCUCCUUCAUCAGGACUGAGCCUGCAGGUCACAUGACCAUCCACCAUGUUUCCAGGUCUGAUGAAGGCCUCUACAAGUGCAACAUCAGCAGUGUUGGAGAGUCUCCAUCCAGCUGGGUCUCUGUCACAGUUCUGACCUCACUGCUGAGCAGCACAACAAACCAAGCCUCUCUGACUGUGAGUCCCAGCAGCUCUCAGAUGUUUAAAGAUGAAUCUGUCUCUCUGAGCUGUGAGGAGGACGACAGCUCUGCUGGAUGGACUCUGAGGAGGAACACAACCAGAAAAACCAGGACUCAGUGUGGAGAUGGCUGGGGAACACCUGCUGGUUCUUCCUGUAAAAUCGGCUACAUUGCCCCAGUGGACAGUGGAGUUUACUGGUGUGAUUCCAGAGAGGGAGCAACCAGUAACAGCAUCAACAUCACUGUCACUGGUGGACCAGUGAUCCUGCAGAGUCCUGUCCUCCCUGUGAUGGAGGGAGAAGACCUCACUCUGCACUGUCAAACAAAGAGGAUCUCCAACCUCCCAGCUGGUUUCUAUAAAGAUGGCUCCUUCAUCAGGACUGAGCCUGCAGGUCACAUGACCAUCCACCAUGUUUCCAGGUCUGAUGAAGGCCUCUACAAGUGCAACAUCAGCAGUGUUGGAGAGUCUCCAUCCAGCUGGGUCUCUGUCACAGUUCUGACUUCACUGCUGAGCAGCACAACAAACCAAGCCUCUCUGACUGUGAGUCCCAGCAGCUCUCAGAUGUUUCAAGGACAGUAUGUCUCUCUGAGCUGUGAGGAGGACGACAGCUCUGCUGGAUGGACUCUGAGGAGGAACACGAGUGAUAAAACCAGGACUCAGUGUGGAGAUGGCUGGGGAAGACCUGCUGGUUCUUCCUGUAACAUCAGCCACAUGGUCUCAUGGCACAGUGGAGUUUACUGGUGUGAGUCCAGAGAGGGAGCAACCAGUAACAGCAUCAACAUCACUGUUUCUGGUGAACCAGUGAUCCUGCAGAGUCCUGUCCUCCCUGUGACGGAGGGAGAAGACCUCACUCUGCACUGUAAAACAAAGAAGUCCUCCAACUCCACACCUGGUUUCUAUAAAGAUGGCUUCUUCAUCGGGAAUGAGCCUGCAGGUCACAUGACCAUCCACCAUGUUUCCAGGUCUGAUGAAGGCCUCUACAAGUGUCUCAUCAGCAGUGUUGGAGAGUCUCCAUCCAGCUGGGUCUCUGUCACAGGGAAACUAAAGACCUCAGACCCCUCUCCGAGCUCGCCACCACCCCCUGACGUAACUUCAGACCUCCUCUACUUUGUGAUCAGACUGGUCGUCCACCUGGUGGUGUUCUGUCCGUACUUCAUCUCCACUUUCAUCAUGGUGUCUUUAUAUCGACACAGGGCCACAGGAAAUGACUUGCCUGUCUCUGUGGUGACGACCCCGCCCAACCAGGCUGAGGAGGGAUUGGAUGAUGACUAUGAUGACGUCAUCACCGCUGCCACCACGGAGCAUCACUUCUGAAAUGAACUGUAAAGAAGCUGAAAUAUAUUGAGUCCAAA